Messenger RNA from Dicrocoelium dendriticum, 740 nucleotides. The record is from the annotation of a GenBank genome assembly. Lineage: Eukaryota; Metazoa; Platyhelminthes; Trematoda; Plagiorchiida; Dicrocoeliidae.
GUGGAGGCCACACAAAUCCCCCGAGAGAGAAACAGCAGUAACACCAAUCAGCUCAAAACGAACGACAGCAGCAUCACUAACCAGCCCAAAAAGAGCGAGUCAUUAACGCCUCACAACGAAACCGGUUACUUGUACGACGCUAUCAAAAUGCUUACACAUGGGGCCCGCUCCUUUGUGAAAAUGUUGGAGGAAAUCAACAACAAAAAUUACAAGUCUGUGGCUGAAAUCCUCAGCCGACAUUCGAAUUCUCAAUUUAACUCUGCCGAUUACGACGCCAUGCUACAAACUUGGGUGCAGGUAGCCAAAGGAUCCGAAGAACUCACGGAAGUAUUCCUACAAAGAUUGGCAUCGUUGACAACGCCGAAUAUGUCUGCUGAACACACGAGCACAUUGUUGUCGAGUUUGCGGAUGUAUAUCGAAUCCUACAUAACAGGCGUAUUAGCACGACAGGAAACUCUGUUGCUUACAGCAUUUGAAUUCGUGAACCAAACAAAGUUAACAAUGGAAGAACAUUCUUUACUGGAGAACCUUCUUGGACUCAAUCACGAAAUUCACACACACUCGUUCAAAACAAUGAACAUAUAUGUGAUAUUGAUCGAUCGUUUGGCGGAUGUUUCUCAAAGUUCGCGUUAACGGUAUUUUCAACAAAGUCAAUGGAGCGAACCAAGAAGCGUGUCCGAUGGAUAUUUGAGAGCAACUGAAUUAUUCCUCUAAUAAAUUCUGCAAGUUUGUCAACAAAA